AUGGCUGCAAUUCAAGAUGAGGGCGAGUACAAUUUGCAGGAGGCAUGGGACAAGGCUUGCGCGUCCUUUGCGCAGACAACCAAAGUCGACCUCACUACAACCCCGAAAUUCUCUGUCGACGAAGUUCUGGAUCAAAUUCGUGGGAAGCAAGAUGACGAUGAUGAGAAAAAUAACAAGUACAGAGCUGCAAAGGAUGCGAUUGGAAAGACAUUGAAAUUUGUCAUGCUUCUAGGUGGAAUCGCUGCCCAGGGUGCAAGCAUGGUAUUUGCGCCCGCUGGUCUCUGCUUCAAUGCAAUUUCAUAUCUGGUUGACACUGGAGCGAGAUUCAAACGCAUUUUCAGCAGCCUGGCAGAGCUGUUCAGCCGCAUCUCCGACGUGCUAGAGCGCUGCAAAAUCUAUAUGCGGUUGCCCGCGGACGCGGUUGACGUCGCUCUUCGCAAGAUUAUCAAUGAGGAGCUAUUGUGUUUUGUCGACAUUUGUGCGUUGUCGAUUAAGGUUCUCAAGGGACACAAGGUCUUCAUCGCGCUCAAGGUAUUUGCCUUCGACGGCGACGAAGGCGUGAGCGGCCAGCUGGCUCGCCUGGCCACCCUAGUUGAGCGCGAGUCUCAGAUGCGGGCAACCCUAGGGUUUGAGUCGCAGAAGAUGAGCGAAAGAAAUAUUAUUGAGAACAGAGAUGGCACCAGAAAGAUCAAUGUGACAGUGGAUAAGCUGCUCAACUUUGAGAAGAAGAGAGAUGCAGACACCGCCUCAAAGAAGCUCCUGAAGGAUAUCGAUUCCAGCCUCGACAAACCUAGCGAGGCUUUCCAAGUCGUUCAAACGACACUCCGACGUCUCUUGGGUGACCAAGUUCAAGGGAGUGGAGAGUGGCUUCGGAAUGAUCCACUGUAUACGGUGUGGGCAACCCCCGAAAAUUCGCCGUUUUCUGUCUUUGGUAUCUCCGGAGACGAGGGACAUGGCAAAUCAUUCCUCUUUGCGACCAUCGUCAAACAGCUACAAGAAGCACAACCACAGUCUGAAAAUGAUAUGAGGUGCACUUCCACUGCCUACCACAUCUUUGACAAAGAUAAACAACAAAUAUCCUUGGUCCAGGCCCUGAAGGUCCUCGCGUGGCAGGUCGCCGACCAAGAUAUCGUUUACCGCAAAGAUGUGAGCACCGUGAAAGCAACGGGUAUCAACCAGAUAGGGAAUCUUUGGGACAUUCUCUUUUCCAAGUCAUACAAGAGCGAUUCAACCAUCUUCCUCCUCCUGGAUGGCAUCGACCAGAUAGAGAAGAGCGAACUCAAGGAGUUCAUCCAGGUUUUGGAGGGAUUACAGGCUACCUCUAGAGCCUGGUCACAGUUCAAGCUCCGGAUUGCUGUCACUGGGCGCAAUGAGACAAUGAGCAAGCUAAAAGGUCAGCUUGGAGAAGGAAUAUCAACAAUUGGUGUGACAUCCGAAAACAACGAUGACGUAGAGAAGUUCAUUGUUGACCGCAUGAACAAGAUGGAGAUUCUGAGCGGCUCGUCGGAGCAGGUACUUUCUCUUCGAUACGACAUCUUAGAAAAUUUGAAGACUCAGACCCAUGGGGAUUUUGUCAAUAUCGGCCUUCUGCUGUACGAGAUUAGCGGGAAGCAGCGUCCUGGUGAGAUCAGGGAUAUUUUAUCCCGCUCAGGAGGAAAGCGAUCCGACACUAUAAUGAGAAGGAUGGAACUCCUGAACGAAACACUUAGCGAAGAGGACAUCUCUGACCUAAACAUUCUCCUCACAUGGGCUAUCUUUAGCACUUGCCCUUGGUCACGAACUCUGGAAGACCUGGAGGGAGUCCUCUACCUGAAGGCUGGGGAAUCUUCCCUCCGGCCUUUGGCGGAAAAGAUAACUGACCAAUAUUCCUCCCUCCUCCUGAUCAUUGGAGAGCCGCAUCCCAUAACUAAGAUAAUCCCCAAGACUUCAUACGUUGAGAUAGUCUCUGGCUCAAUAGAGGAGUUCAUACGAAACAGGGAUGAGUUCGAUAACCCUGAAGACGCCCCGGACCUAGACCUUACUGGCGAUAUCAGCGAAGUCGAAGUCAGGAUUGUCCGUCGGUUCUUGGAGUCUGUCUGCGAUCCCAAGCUGUUCGCCAAAUUCGGAUUCGAAGAGUUCUUCCAGCGGAAGCUCAAAGGGAAGACGGCCCUAGUCGGAGUUAACGUCGACACUGCUCACUUGAGUAUCCUUUCAACAUGCUUAGAAGUCAUCCACCACCCGGGAAGCCCAGAGUUAGACUCGCUGCUCAGGUACGCGUCUUACUAUUUCGCCGACCAUCUUGAACAAGCGGACCCUUCAUUGACACAACCACAACACAAGACGGCUCUUGGCCCGCAGCUGGUCAGUCUCUUUACGGACGAAGAGACGAUUAAAAAAUGGUGGAACCCGAGCGACGCGUGGCUACGGCAUAAUUGGAUUCACGGGGACGAAUAUGCUGAAGUUGCGUUGAAGUGGCUUCAAGACUCUGCAGUCACUAAAAACCUCCCUGAUGGUCAAAGCAUAUGGGUGAAAAGUUUGAGUUCCAAGUCCGAGCCUGAUGCAGAUAUUCUGGAGCACAUUGCUAAAUUUACCGCCCGUCUCUGGUUGCAACCGGAGCCUGGUGCAAACGAUCCUUUCUAUUGCUUCGCUGUAAUUCAUGGAUAUCUCACAAAGAUCGAGAACCGCAAAAAUCCCGAAAUCAAAAGAUCAAUCGAUCUCUCAAGGCCCGAAACUAUCGACGCAUCCAAAAUCUCCGACGCCGCUGAAUGGGCUCGACAGAAGCUUGGACUAGAUAGCCUAGGAUACGAGGAGACCCGCAAUCUAGCGCGCACAUUCAGAGAGUACGAUAAAUUCGCUGAGGCCAUUGAACAUUUCAAACUCUCGUGCUCUCUCCAGGAGUACAACUGGCUCUCGCAAUGGGGUCUUUCGGCCGUAUAUGCCUACCAGGAGGAGUACGCGCUUGCGAUUGAGACGCUAGAGGCCGCCAAAAAUACAAUCAAGUGUCGUGAGACACGCGAGGAUGAUAUCGAGUUGGUAGGGCUGGACCGCGAUAUUGCUGUGUACAACGAGAAGUUGGGUAAUAGUGACAAGGCGUUUGCGAUAUACGAGGAAAUGCUACGGAAUGACCCGAGUGACUAUGACGCGGCGUUGGGGAUGAUGAUACAAUUCCACAAAACCAAGAACUCGGAGGGCCUACUCAAAUUCCUUGAUUCACUCAAGGCCUCCAUAGACGAUUCAACCGGUCUAGACAGGCGGACGCAGACGUUCCACGAGCACUACGACAAGGACGAGUAUCACGAGGCAAUCCUCGGUCUGGUGUCCGACAGCAAGACCUUUGAUGCUAUCUUUGAAAGCUAUCAGGAAGCCAUCGUUGCCGCUAAAGAGCAGCUCAUCAAGGCGGCUAAUAAGGGCGCCAUUGACGAGGAAGCAUUCCAUCGGGCCUGCCAAGCGCUUCUGAUGCAUAAUCUUGCGCUUCUUUGCUACGAUAAUGGCUCUGAGAACGUUGAACGGAGGGAAUUUGCCAUCGAACAGUGGGUACGCGUUCUGCAGAUUGACGAAAUUCGCCACGAGACGUUUGUCUCAAUCGCGAAAGGCUCGGUCUGUACAAAAAUGGCGAACGUAUUUUUCCAUGAGGCGAUGCGGGACCCAAGCAACGCCGCUACCUAUCUGGACCAGUUGGAGCAGUUGGCCACAUACAAGCCCACAUAUGUCGACGACUUCAGGCGCUCUACAGCCUACUCCUCAGAACUUGUCGCACGAUACCACGCGCUUCAAGGCGACCAACACAAGGCCAAAGAUGCCCUGCGCAUACAUGUCAAACGCAAUCUCGACCUUCUCUCUGACGAUGAUCCGUCGAAUGACUGGCAGGGAUAUCUGGGCUUGGCAAGACAUCUCAUGUUCGCGGGCCAUGACGCAGACUGCCUCGCCGCUUGGUCGUUGAUUGUUCCAUAUGACGAGGGAGAGAUCAGUCCAGAGGAAUCGGAGACCGAGACAACAUUGCAAGAGCUCAACGGGCCCAUGUGGGAACACUGUGAAGGCUGCAGGACUCGUAUCACGUACGCAAAUAAUAUCUAUAUGUGCAGGGAGUGCGACUAUACGCACUUUGAUGAGCCCUGUUACACCAAGCUACGUGAAGGAACCCUCAAAAAAAGGAUCUGUAACAAGGACCACGAAAUGCUACAUGUCCCACCGUACGAUGCCACCAAGCGCCAGAGACUUGGUGAGGGUAACGUCCUGGUUGGUGAGGAGAUCAUCUCGGUCACCGAGUGGCUCCAGCGCAUCAAGGAGAAGUGGGAUAUUAAUUCGGCAUUGUAA
Molecule: messenger RNA, 4293 nt
Organism: Penicillium egyptiacum
Lineage: Eukaryota; Fungi; Ascomycota; Eurotiomycetes; Eurotiales; Aspergillaceae
Source: the annotation of a GenBank genome assembly